Oncorhynchus gorbuscha (pink salmon) is the source of this 2501-nucleotide messenger RNA. Its product is annotated as vitronectin-like. The record is from RefSeq and is a predicted model, not a curated record. Lineage: Eukaryota; Metazoa; Chordata; Actinopteri; Salmoniformes; Salmonidae. Gene Ontology annotation, molecular function: polysaccharide binding; extracellular matrix binding; scavenger receptor activity. The coding region runs from base 89 to 2065 and encodes 658 amino acids. Gene Ontology annotation, biological process: immune response; cell adhesion mediated by integrin; cell-matrix adhesion. The transcript is spliced from 8 exons.
GCAUUUGUAAUUGAUUAGUAGCACACUGUUCUCUAUCCCCUGGGUCCUUUCCGUCACACACCCAGAGAGACCCAGAGAGACAGACAGCAUGAGGCUCGGGCUGAUACUCCUGCUAGCCGGGCUAGCUACUGUGUUUGCUGUAGAGGAGUCAUGCAUGGACCGCUGUGAGAAUGGCUUCGACUCCAAGAAGGAUUGCCAGUGUGACACCAUGUGUCGGUACUACAAGAGCUGCUGCUCAGACUACGAGACCACCUGUCAUAUGAAAACACGUGGGGACACCUUUGAAUUUGCAGAGGAUGAUGAUGGUCCAUUUACCCCCCCUACAACGCCCACCUUCCCGACCCAACCUGAAGACAGGGAAAACAGAACCUCAGGGGGCCAACAUAGGCAACCCACACGCAUCAGAACCCCCAACACCAUCUCUACCCCUGCCAAAAUUGCCACAAAGAUAACCCCAGUCAUAGAGCCAGCUAGAGGCGCAGCUCGAGGCCCACAGAGAGGCCAGGUCCCAGGGGUAGUCCCACUCCCGGAGGCAGCUAAAGCCACCAAGGCACCGUCAGCAACACAGGCAGGUAGAGGCUCAGAUAGAGGCCAGUUCCCAGCGGUAGUCCCACUCCCAGAGACAGCUAUAGCCACCGAGGCAACAUCAGUCCCACAGACAACUACAGAGGAAGUGGUGACGACCACCAAGGCUCCGGUAGUAGACCCAGAUGCUGAGCCAUGCAGCAGCAGGCCCUGGGACUCCCUAAUGCAGCUCAAGAACGGCUCUGUCUACGCCUUCAGAGGGGAGUGGUUCUUUGAGCUGGAUGAGAAGUCGGUGAUGCCCGGCUACCCCAAACUGAUCCAGGACAUCUGGGGUAUCAGAGGGCCUAUAGAUGCUGCCUUUACACGUAUCAACUGCCAGGGCAAGACCUACAUGUUCAAGGGUAACAAGUACUGGCGGUUUGAUGAUGGUGUGCUGGAGGCGGACUAUCCCAGGGAUAUCAACGUGGGCUUUGAGAAGAUACCAGACGACGUGGACGCAGCCUUCGCCAUAGCAGCCCCUGGACACCACAGCAAAGAGAAGGUCUACUUCUUCAAAGGUGACCAGUACCACCAGUAUGAGUUCAAGCACCAGCCAUCACAUGAGGAGUGUAUCAAGAUGGCAGCUGGGUCUCCCUCCGCUCUGUUCACAGCCUAUACUGACAUCUACCACAACAACUGGGAGGAACUCUUCAAUAUGCUCUUCAGAGGCAUCCCCAACCACCAUGGUGGGCAUCGGUUCAUCAACAAGGACUGGAUAGGCAUCAAGGCCCCAGUGGACGCUGUCAUGACAGGGAGACUCUACAUCACCCCCAGGCCACUGGCCCCACCCCUGUUCCCACCCGUACCCCCUUUACGGGACCACAAUGACGGGAGGCGCCAGCCAUGGGACCAACAGAGGGGGCAGUAUGGUCAACAGGAUCAGUUAAAUGGACAGCAAAAUGGACAACAAUAUGGACAACAAUAUGGACAACAAUAUGGACAACAAGGGCAACAAUAUGGACAGCAGUGGGAACAGCAGUGGGACCACCGCAGAAGUAGGCGCCAGUCUUACUGGGGUGCCGGGACAGGAAUGGCUAUGGGGCAGGCGUUCGCAGAGAAGGGGAUGGAUAUGGGGAAACGAUUCGCUGAGAAGGGUAUGGAUCUCGGUCGGAAGCUGGCGGAAAGGAGGAUGGCUAUGGAGGGGAUGUUUGGAGGGUGGGACAUGCGCCGAACGGAUGCCAGGGAUGAAGACAGAGACAGGGAUAGGAGGAGGGAUGACCAGGACAGGAGGAGGGAUGACCAGGACAGGAGGAGGGAUGACCAGGACAGAAGAGAUGGAUACAACUAUGACUCCAGAUACAACGCUGAGGGGAGGGCCUACUGGGAGUCUGUCAACAAGGGCCAGCCAGUGCAGAGCGUCUACUUCUUCAAGGGAGAUAAAUACUACAGAGUGGAUCUGAAGACCAAGAAAGUGGACCCAGCCAGCCCUCCUUACCCCAGGUCCAUUGGCAAGUACUGGCUGGGCUGCCCUGAAAAACACCUGGAGGCCGAGAAGAAAUAGUUUCACAACUGGAUAAAGAAACAUAUGCAGUAUGUCAAAACAUGUUUUACAUCAAAUACUCAAAUAGACAGUAAUUAUUUAGCUGGAUAAUUAGAAGAAUCCCUUGAAAAAUGAUGCAAUAAUUUAAUAACCUCAUAUCCAACAUUUUGAUAGACAAGCUGAUAGCCUGAUGAAGACAGCUUGUUUGUCGAAGCGUUGGAUAUGAGGUUAUUAAAGUAUUGCAUCUGAGCUCCUAGAGUGUGCGGCUCUCCUUUAAUUGUUCAGGUGUUCUACUCCGCUAGCCAGCGCCUCGCCUAAAUAGGUGUGCGUUUCUUUCGCCUCUAAAUUAGAAGAAUCACUUCACAAAAAUGUUAUUUUAUCAGGACAUUUCUCUUUGUACCUGGAAUACUUGUGUGUAAUACUUUUAUAAUUAAACAUUUUCUAGCUGUAAAGUUUA